Arabidopsis lyrata subsp. lyrata is the source of this 1567-nucleotide messenger RNA. Its product is annotated as probable uridine nucleosidase 2. The transcript has 9 exons. Gene Ontology annotation, biological process: purine nucleoside catabolic process. Gene Ontology annotation, molecular function: purine nucleosidase activity. The record is from RefSeq and is a predicted model, not a curated record. The coding region runs from base 428 to 1396 and encodes 322 amino acids. Gene Ontology annotation, cellular component: cytosol. Lineage: Eukaryota; Viridiplantae; Streptophyta; Magnoliopsida; Brassicales; Brassicaceae.
CCGGUUUUAUAAACCAAAAUGUCAUGAACCAGGUGGUAAAAAUAACACUGAACCGGUAAAAACUUUGUUGAGAAAAAUCUCUGUUGCCAAUCGUUGCAAAACAGCAUCAUCAUCUCUAAUGUAGUAGUUCCGUCGAGAGGAAGAAUUCUUCUGAGUAGAAAAAUAUGGAAAGAGAUAAUGGAAAACGUGAUUGAAUACAAUUCGAUUUGUUUAUAUAAUAAAGAAACAGCCAAAACAGAGGAUAACAAACCCACGUUUGCAGACUUAGGAAAAAUAAACCUUUUUUUAUGAACUCUUUGGUAGGUGCUACCGUGCUAGAUCAUAAAUAUUCCAAAAGACUCUUUUCUUUUGUGUGUGAAAGCUCGGAUUUAGCUUUUUCCGGCAUUUGGGUCCCUUAAAGUCUCCGCCUUUUCCGUGUUGAAGUCCGAUGGCGAUAGGAGACCGCAAGAAGAUUAUCAUCGAUACUGAUCCUGGAAUCGAUGAUGCCAUGGCGAUAUUCGUGGCUUUAAAUUCACCAGAAGUUGAUGUCAUUGGCCUCACUACUAUCUUUGGAAACGUGUAUACCACUCUCGCCACUCGAAACGCCUUGCAUUUGUUGGAGGUUGCGGGUAGGACGGAUAUUCCUGUGGCUGAAGGAACACAUAAAACCUUCUUGAACGAUACCAAGCUUCGAAUUGCUGACUUUGUUCAUGGAAAAGAUGGGCUUGGCAACCAAAAUUUCCCUCCACCUAAAGGAAAACCAAUUGAAAAGUCUGGACCUGAGUUUUUAGUUGAACAAGCAAAACUUUACCCUGGUGAAAUCACGGUUGUUGCUUUGGGACCACUAACAAAUAUCGCGUUGGCUAUUCAGCUUGAUCCAGAUUUUUCGAAAAAUGUCGGACAAAUUGUUCUUCUUGGUGGUGCAUUCGCAGUAAACGGAAAUGUAAAUCCAGCUUCGGAAGCUAAUAUUUUUGGCGAUCCAGAAGCUGCAGAUAUUGUGUUCACAUGUGGGGCCGAUAUAAUUGCUGUGGGGAUCAAUGUGACCCAUCAAGUUAUUAUGACAGCUAAUGACAAAGACAAACUGGCAUCAUCUAACGGGAAAUUUGCUCAAUAUCUCUGUAAAAUCCUUGAUGUGUAUUAUGAUUAUCAUCUCACGGCUUACGAAAUCAAAGGUGUCUACCUUCAUGAUCCUGCGACGAUCCUUGCGGCUUUCCUUCCUUCUCUAUUCACUUAUACAGAAGGAGUAGCUAGAGUGCAAACAAGCGGUAUCACUAGGGGACUUACUUUACUGUACAACAAUCCAAAGAAGUUUGAGGAAGAGAAUGAGUGGUCAGACAAACCAUCGGUAAAAGUGGCAGUGACGGUUGAUGCUCCUGCGGUCGUGAAGCUCAUAAUGGAUAGGCUUAUGGAGUCUUAGGUCAUCUUGGUUCGUUAAUCAGUUAUCUCUUUCUCUUUGAUGUUUCAUUUAUUGUGAGCCAUUUCUCUUGUUUCCAACACAAACUCUGUUGAAAAUAAGGCUCUUCUUGCUGCAUUAUUUUUACUCAACAUCAUUUGAGUGCUUUUAUUUUUUAAUCUUUAUCAAACCAAA